Messenger RNA from Macroventuria anomochaeta, 962 nucleotides. RefSeq lists its product as uncharacterized. NCBI's taxonomy places the organism in Eukaryota, Fungi, Ascomycota, Dothideomycetes, Pleosporales, Didymellaceae. The transcript is spliced from 2 exons. Bases 87 to 962 code for a protein of 291 amino acids. The record is from RefSeq and is a predicted model, not a curated record.
AAGCAAGCUGCAUAUCCUAAACCUCAGUGCAUCCAUGCAAGUCUUCAUCCGGACUGGACACAUCGACGACUGUCGCGUCUUGCAUCAUGAACCGAUCGACUGAGAUUGCUCCGUCCGCAAUCAUCCUGCAACGAAUGCCCCAGCAGCUGGAAGCCACGAACCGUGGAGAUGACUGGACCGGUGUGACCAAUGCUGCAACGCGGAGAAGAUUGCAGAAUCGACAUGCUCAAAGGAUAUGGAGAAAGAGAAAGUUACGACAGCAAGCCUCAUCAUCUGCAUCACCCACAGACACUCACCCCACGCUCCGCGACCAACCUCCCAACACCGAAGUCAUCCACAUAACCCGCGACCACGCAGCGAACUACAUCCCCGGCCGAGUAUGCAAAAACAUGCUCCCCGGCGCCCAAGCACGGCUAGACUUCUACGCCCGCCGCGCCUACACAGAAUACAUGCUGCACUCGCCCCGACCAGCAGCUCUGCACAUAGUCGUCCAGCUGAACGUGCUCCACGCACUGAUGCAAAAUGCUUCGAUCCUGAAAAUCACACCAGGCUCUCUCUGUAUCUACGACAGCCUCUCCCCAUUCAACCACCAAGGCCCCAGCAAUCCAUCCACCAACCUCCCACCAUCCCUUUGCCCAACGACCUUACAAACCUCGAUCCAGCAUAGACCGUGGAUAGACCUCUUUCCGCUGCCGGAACUGCGCGACGCUGUUUUAAGACUGAGUUGGACGGAUCUGGAAGGCGAUAUCAGUAAAGACCUGCUUGAUGUAGACGAGGCUGAUGGACUGAAGCCGAAUUUGGUUGUCUGGGGUGAGGCAUCUGAUCCUAGGGCCUGGGAGGCUACGGUACCGUUUCUGAAGAAGUGGGGAUGGCUUGUGAGGGGGUGUGAGGAGCUGAUUGAGAGUACGAACUAUUGGCGGGAGAGGAGGGGGGAUCGGAAGUUGGUGUUUGAGAUGGGUUGA